AGUUGGCUAAAAAUCUAGAGACCCUGAUUGAGAGGACCCAGAUGUGGCCUAAUGGAGAUAAGAAGACAUCUCUCCCUGUUUCCUCCAGCCCCAUGACUGAGCCUGUGGAAGUGGAUGCUUUGAUGCCAGCUAUGCCGUAUGCCUCAGGUGUUAUGAAUGGGCAGUGGGUCAAGCAGGAAACUCUUACCCCGAAAUCUAAUGAGGCCUCCCACAGGAAUGGUCUCUUCACAGAGUUUAUUACACCUGAGCUUUUGGAGAGGUGUAAUACUGGCACUACUGCUCAGAAGUUGACCAAUGAUCUGUUGCGUGGACUGUACGAGAGAGACUGUUUGGCCUCCCAUUCGAUCUCUGGUGUGGUGUACAAUAAGAGGGGUCAACCCAAACCUGCCCUGCCUACUGAAGAGGUGCAGGCCAUCCUGAAAACCGUCCAGUAUUUCUUUCCUGGGAAAACUGAUGCUGAGAUUAAGGGCUACAUUCGUCAAAAAUUGCAAAACGAAGCAAAAAGAUUGAGGAAAAAACCUCCACUCUCUGCUCCAGAACCUAGAGCUCUGAGUCUAUCCAGCCCUAUAUCAAGUAGCCAUCAGGAUUUGAUUGGACAAAAAUCAAGUGUUUGAUUAGCAGUGAUUUUUUUUUUUUUUGUCACCAAAUACCCUAGACUUGUUCACUACUAAAUAUGAACAAGAGAUCAAGAGCUCUUGACCAGUACAAAUUAUGUUAAUUAUUUUGUUUGGACUGUCCUGAAAAAUGUUAUGAUCACUUGCAAUAGCUAUUCGUUGUUGUGAUGGCAUCGAUGUCAAAACGUGAAUAAAAGCAUUGGAAAUUAGUUCAGAUGGUCUCCAACUAUGAACACACUGAGUAAUAAGAUUAGAUAUUAAUGUGAGUCUGUACACAUUUUUCAUGUUUUGUAUUUAAUUGCCGUGUAGUAGCUACACUGCACAAUGACAGAAGGUGU
Molecule: messenger RNA, 952 nt
Organism: Neoarius graeffei (lesser salmon catfish)
Lineage: Eukaryota; Metazoa; Chordata; Actinopteri; Siluriformes; Ariidae
Exons: 3
Coding region: 42-614 (190 amino acids)
Biological process (GO): positive regulation of neuron differentiation; negative regulation of Notch signaling pathway
Cellular component (GO): nucleus
Molecular function (GO): transcription corepressor activity; DNA binding
Source: RefSeq, a predicted model, not a curated record